This is a messenger RNA of Oppiella nova, 252 nucleotides long. The record is from the annotation of a GenBank genome assembly. Lineage: Eukaryota; Metazoa; Arthropoda; Arachnida; Sarcoptiformes; Oppiidae.
UAUGACGACGAGACCACUACCACCGCCUCAGAGUGCGCGGAUGACAUGCGAGAGACGGGCAGUGCAUCUAAACUGAGCCGAUCGCUGGCCAACGCUAUUGUAUACAAAUGUCACGCAUGACUGACGCGAUUGGCUUUAAAACUAAUGGUCCCACCAUUUGUCUCAUCGAUUUCUAUAUUCACGUAUUAUUCGGUGGGCUUUCAGUGAUAUAUAUUUUUCGUUUUUCUCUCAAUUCAAACCUAAAAUUAAUUA